AUGAACCCUGAAUUUCUGAAUUUCAGAUAUACGUGCAAGGCAACGUUAGAACGACCAUGGGAUUUUGACAUAGUUUGCAAGAGCGCAUUUACGGUAAUCGGGCUACAGAAGGUCGACUACUGCGAGAAUUUACUGAAGCAGGUUUUGCUGUCAGAAUCUAAUUCGAAGCUCACCUUUUGCUUCUUGCGAAACAGCGUGGCGACCGCUCAUCUGAAGGUAGCCGAAACCAUGCACGUGUUGGGGGACACGGUCGUGGUUAAUGUCCGCCUCGAGAACAAGAGCAAGAGGUCGUUGCACUCGUCACGCCUGGUCAUUCGCCAGCGAACUCGGUACAAGGCGAAGGAUUUCAGCGGAAACGACCACUACAAAGACAGCAUGAAGGAAGUAACCGCACUGUCGGUGCCGAUAAAGAGUAGUUCAGGGGAGGACGACUGGCAGGAAGAACGAAUUGUGAUUCCGUCAAUGACGCCGCUGUUCAAGUGCAAGAUCAUCGACAUCGGCUAUCAGCUAUGCUACGAGAUUGACCAGAUCAUAUCAAUCGCGGCCCCAAUUGUUGUCGUCGUUCUGGACAGGGAUAUGAGGGUGGCUGAGGAACGUCCCAAGAAGCGAAUUUUCACCCGUCCUAAGCUUCACGACAUCGAAAGAGUGUCGAUCAUGAGAAACGGCGCAAAAGGAGGCGGUGGUUUCCGGUCACACAUAAAGCUGGGGCAGUUCCGCGGCAAACAAUUGGUCUACAAGCCAAGUGUUUUGGGGGGCAACGACAUCACCGAUAGUAAUGAGUGCAUGCAUUACGGCAGCAGCAGCUUCACACCCGUCUAUCCGUGCAUCGAAGACAUCAAGUCACCGGAAAAUGGAACCCCUACAGCCGCCAUUGUCGAGCAGAGUUCUUGA
This is a messenger RNA of Soboliphyme baturini, 891 nucleotides long. The record is from the annotation of a GenBank genome assembly. NCBI's taxonomy places the organism in Eukaryota, Metazoa, Nematoda, Enoplea, Dioctophymatida, Soboliphymatidae.